Messenger RNA from Lactuca virosa, 483 nucleotides. Lineage: Eukaryota; Viridiplantae; Streptophyta; Magnoliopsida; Asterales; Asteraceae. The record is from the annotation of a GenBank genome assembly.
AUGCCACAUCACCAACAUCAGAUCUCCAUCUGCAUUUCGUCUCAAUCAUUAGCUUAUUCACGACAAAGAAUAAUUCUUGCGGAUUUCUCAAGUUUUUCUUUCUUCCCAGCUUCAGGAUACUCCUCUAUCUUUACUCUAUCAUGUCAUGCCCCGGGGACAUUGAAUAUUGGUGAGGAAAAGGACAUCAAUAAUCAAGGUUUGAAGAAGAAACUUCUUAAGGAAGGUGAAAGUUGGGAGACUCGAGAAAAUGGAGAUGAGGUAGAAGUGCAUUAUACUGGAACCUUACUUGACGAGACUCAGUUCGAUUCCAGUCAUGAUAGGGGAACUCCGUUUCAGUUUACUCUAUGUCAAGGUCAAGUAAUUAAAGGUUGGGAUCAUGGAAUCAAAACAAAGAAGAAUGAUGAGAAUGCAAUCUUCAUCAUUCCUGUUGAGCUUGCAUAUGGCGCCUAUGGUUCACCGUUCAUGAGGAAGUACGUUGUGUGA